CCCCCAACCUUACUUCGAGGGCACUUUGUCCUACUCCACUCGCCCCUCCACGGCAGCUAAAGCUCCAAACCAUCCAAACCAAGAACAAAAGCCGUUGACCCCCGACAGGCCGACACACACCAUAUCGAUCGCCUCCAUCGCGUCAUGGCGUCCGAUGAUCCAUCCAACGUGCCACAGGAGCUCACCGGAGCGGUAGCCGUGCCGGCGGCAGCGGUGCCGGCAAAAAACCUAAAGCUGAAGCUCUACUCGUUCUGGCGAAGCUCAUGCUCGCAACGCGUCCGCAUAGCCCUUAAUCUCAAAGGACUGGAGUACGAGUAUAAGCCAGUGAAUCUCCUCGCAAACGAGCAGUCAGAUCCAGAGUUUGAGAGGUUGAACCCAAUCAAGUAUGUUCCGGCAUUGGUGGAUGGCGACACAGUUAUCGCAGAUUCAUUUGCAAUCUUGCUGUACCUAGAGGACAAGUACCCCCAGUAUCCUCUGCUACCACAGGACCCCAAUAAGAGAGCACUGAAUAUCCAGAUUGCAAGCAUCGUUGGUUCAAGCAUCCAGCCACUACAAAACUAUCCUAAUUUCAUCGAGGAGAAGUUAGACUCCAGUGAAGCAAUUAAGUGGACCCAACAUCACAUCAACAGGGGCUUCACAGCUCUUGAGAAGCUGUUGAAAGGAUGCAGCACCAAAUAUGCCACAGGAAACGAAAUCCAGCUGGCAGAUGUAUUUCUGGAACCACAGAUAUACGGUGGAAUUAAGCGCUUUGGAAUUGAUAUGUCAGCUUACCCUGUCCUGGCGAGGCUCCAUGAGGCGUACCUGGAACAUCCUGCCUUCUUGGCUGCAUUGCCAGAGAAGCAACCAGAUGCACCUUCCUUCUGAACACAUCUCUCAGACGUAUACCGGUCUCUUCCCAUACUCAGUGCCAUGAAAAAGUUGCAGCAAUUAUUUCUUGUAAAUUUUAGUUGAUUUGUAACUAAUAUUCUAUAUUUAUGUUUGAGAAAUAAUAGAAAAUACACAAAAAAAUCAUACAUAUUUUCCAUAAAUAAAACAUGUAUAUGUACGGUGAGGCCCGUUGAGA
Sorghum bicolor (sorghum) is the source of this 1063-nucleotide messenger RNA. RefSeq names its product glutathione S-transferase zeta class. Gene Ontology annotation, biological process: glutathione metabolic process; L-phenylalanine catabolic process. The coding region runs from base 145 to 864 and encodes 239 amino acids. The record is from RefSeq and is a predicted model, not a curated record. Lineage: Eukaryota; Viridiplantae; Streptophyta; Magnoliopsida; Poales; Poaceae. Gene Ontology annotation, cellular component: cytoplasm. Gene Ontology annotation, molecular function: glutathione transferase activity; maleylacetoacetate isomerase activity. The transcript is spliced from 10 exons.